This is a messenger RNA of Paralichthys olivaceus (Japanese flounder), 2030 nucleotides long. Its product is annotated as C-C chemokine receptor type 3-like. Gene Ontology annotation, biological process: G protein-coupled receptor signaling pathway; calcium-mediated signaling; immune response. The record is from RefSeq and is a predicted model, not a curated record. Gene Ontology annotation, molecular function: C-C chemokine binding; C-C chemokine receptor activity. Lineage: Eukaryota; Metazoa; Chordata; Actinopteri; Pleuronectiformes; Paralichthyidae. Gene Ontology annotation, cellular component: membrane; external side of plasma membrane.
UGGCUGCCUGACAAGUGACUUGAACUCAUUUUGAGUCAGACAGUGAGCAGAAGCGUCUCCACUGGCUGGGCGAUUAUCCUGCAAACAUUUGAGAUGGAACCUCCAGCAUUCGAUUACAACUAUAGUAUUUACAAUGACUCGGAUGAUGAUUUCGCACCGUGUGACAGGAACAAAGACAACAUUUUCGGGGCUCAGCUAUCCAUCCUGUACUACUUCAUGUUUCUCUUCAGCCUCUGUGGAAAUGGGCUGGUUCUGGUCAUCAUCCAUCGGUUUGAGAAGCUAACCACUGUGACCAACAUCCUGCUGCUGAACCUGUCGUUGUCGUCCCUGAUCUUCAUGAGCAGCCUUCCCUUCAUGGGGGUGUACAUGCAGCUCUCCAGCUGGAUCUUCGGCAAGGCUAUGUGCAAGAUUGUGUACAGCGUCUACUUUCUGGGCUUCUCCAGUUCUAUCCUCUUUCUUACUCUCCUGACCUUCGACCGACACCUCGCUGUCGUCUACUCCUUGGGGGCAUCGCGAGUGAGGAACCAAGGUUAUGCGGCCAUCUCCUGUGCUGUGGUGUGGCUUAUCAGCAGCCUGGCGUGCAUCAGGCCGAUGAUCGUCGUCACCACGUUUAGCCAUUAUUCCUCAAACAAUACUCACUGUGAUGAGUUUCCAGGUGAUUUGCCAAAUAUUAAUAUGGAACAUCUGAUGAAAGCUCAAUUUUACAUUCAGCUUUUUCUUUUCUAUAUCUUCCCCCUGGUGGUUAUUAUCUACUGUUACCUAAGGAUCACGAUCACUGUCCUCUCAUCCAGGAUAGUCACCAAGUUCAAGACUGUCAGGCUCAUAUUCAUCAUCGUCCUGCUGUUUUUCCUUUGCUGGACUCCGUUCAACAUUGUACUGCUGAUGAGUGUUGAAGGGUGUGCGCAGAUCCAGAGAAGGGGUUAUGCACUACACAUCACUCGCAACAUUGCUUAUAUCUACUUUUGCGUCAGUCCCAUCUUCUACACAUUUGUGGGGAAAAAGUUCCAAAACUACUUUAGGCAGAUUCUGGUGACACGCUUCCCACGGUUAAAGAGGCACAUCUCUGUCAGUCAAAACAGCAGCAAAAACUAUGUGUCCACAAAAACCACGCCUAAUGAUCUUUAGGAGUGUGGAGCCCUUUAUUCCUCAGCACUGGUUUGUGUCCUUCAAAGCAUGUUUUUUAAAAACACCUGAAAUAACUCCAUAGACCCCUGUAAGACCUGGUGUUAACAUCUGUCCUGAGUGAUGUGAUCACAAGUGGACUACUCCAAGUACAGGUCUGAGCACACUGAGGAUGCAUCUUAGAGCACUUUACCGAUUCACAUUCACAUUUGAAGUUGGUCUGGGAUCACCUGCUGAUGUCUCUGACCCGCUACCAUUUCAUAAUGAACACUUCUUAACACUUUAUUAGUUGUGACCAAAGCCACAAUAUUACCUUUGGUUUCCACAAAUUAAUUAAAUAUAUUUUCAAAUGUAUAAAAAACUGGCACAAGUAAUUUCACAUUUAAUCUAGCACCUCCUUGUCCACUGGCAUUUGUGAGAGAAUUUCAAUUCAUCAGGCUAAUGUGCGUGAUUCAUUUGUCCCCUUUGUGUGACAGAAUUUGAAAGUUGGACAAAGUUAAGAAGGAAACCAGCCUAGUGUCUUAAUUUAUUUCUCCAACCCCCCAAAAAAAUCCCACAUUUUAAGGGCUGUAAUAAAAAAUUAUUAUUCAUACACACGCAUUUUCAAAAAUGUUUCUACGUGGCUUUCAGUCUGCAAAUUCUUGUGUUUCUUGUGUGAUACUGUGUGUAUAUAAGGAAUCAUAUCUCAAAUUGCUAUGUGAAAUUUUGCAAAUUGUGAUAAUGAAAUGUAAUCUUUCAAGUUUUGUGUAAAUCACAGUUCAAAUGGGAAAUAACAUUGAGCUGCGACUCAAACGGUUCAUAAAAGGAGUUAAAAGCUUUAUUGAUUUCGCUCUUGUGUUUGCAAGUGUAAAGCUUUUUGAUUACUUCAAACCUUCCAGCAUUAAGAUAGAUGUUUUUUAUUAUCUCAA